AGGAAGUCGAAUCAAAGAAGCGGCUAGUUCAACUUCGUCAGACUUUCUGCGACGUAAACAAACAACUUUACCCGUUAAUCGUCCAUUUAAGGUGGGGAGGCUGCAGGAAUUCUACCAAGUGACUUGUGUGACCAUUCUGUUAAGUCCACUGCUUCGUUGCUAGCCUCGUUAGCGUGUCUUGCUAACGAAGGCGAACUUAAUGUUCAGUUUUUGGGUGAAAAUGCACCUGAAUGUAAGUUCUCCGUCAUGGAGUUGAAGGACAAGGAGCUGAGUCUCAUUAACAAGGGCAUAACCAGUCAGUUCUCCUGACGACUGAUGCUUCUGUCCGUGCUUGCUUUGCUGGAUGUUUCUCUACAUUCCUCUGUAACGUCCAUCAAUCUGCACUGCAAUCACAUCCCCAAGAUCGAGGGACUGUCUCCCACUUGGCACCUGAGGCACUUGGACCUCUCCUCCAACCUCAUUUCUAAAAUUGAAGGCCUUAACUCGCUUGCCUGCCUGAGGACGUUAAAUUUGUCCUGCAACAAAAUAACCAAAGUUGAAGGACUUAAUGGACUGGUGAACUUGAUUCGGCUGAACUUGUCGUACAAUCAGAUAAAUAGCCUGACUGGCUUGCUACAUCUUCAUGGAGAGGGAUACAAGCUGAAAAACCUGAGUCUGCACAGCAACAACCUUAGCAGCAUGGACCACCUGCUGCAGUGCACACUGGGACUCAGGCAGUUACGGGAGCUCACUUUGAUUCAGCGGGGCAGAGGCAACCCUGUGUGCGAGUCACCAGGCUACAGAGACAUGAUCUUCCAAUCUUUGCCCCAGAUUUCAUAUCUGGAUGGUCUGGAUCAGCAGGGAAGUCCGUUGCACACAGACGCCGACAGUCCUUGUGAUGUUCCUGGGCUGGAGAACUACAUGGAUCUUCUUCUCUCUUCUGACACUAGUCUCAAUGAAAUGGGCCUUUUGUUGCAGGUGUCCCAUGAUGCUCCACACGUCGCACCACACCCCAAAAAACCUCUGGGUCAGCUCCAUCAGAGAGGUGCAUCUGAAGCAGUCAGAGAUUUGGCUGGAGGCUUAGGUGGAAUGAAGGACAGUGGCACCGCGGCACCAAACCCUGUUGAUGAGCAGCGCAUCAGACAACUGGAGCAGCAGGUGUCGCGGCUCAUCCAUCAGAUUCCAGCGCGGGACACCGUCACCACCAGCUGUGUAGAGCCAGUACGGAAGGCCAAAAGGGACACGGACCAAACCUCCGAGAGUGACUGCGACAGUGUCAAGGAAAACAGCCGACACAGCAGAAUCGCAAAACGUCCAAACCCCUCAAAGGCAACUAAAAAAAUCAAUCAGGGGAAGGGAUCUGAGAGCGACCAGGAGAAUCUUAAACAGAGGAGUUCAAAGCCUUCUGCAGCAGCAGCUCGGGGGAGGGCAGGCAGCUCAGGGGGAGCCAUCACUGUCGGGCCAGCAAGGCUGGAGCCGCCGAGGAGAACCAGAGCCUGCGGCGAUGUGAAAACGUGUCAGAGGCCCACUGAGGAGCAGGAUACCUACAGGGCGAUCGUGACUGAGCGCGACCAGGAGAGGGAGAGGCGCUGGAAAGCCGAGCAGGAAGUGAUGAAGCUGACAGAGGAGCUGAAGUGUCUGAAUACGAAAGUCUGCGAGGAGAAAGACCUGCAGAGCUUGACCCUGCACACCACAGACAGACUGAAAGACCUGCUGCUGAAGGAGCGAGCACAGGGUUCAGAGCUGCAGACGCAGGUGGAGAAGCUGGAGGACAGGUGUCGGUGUCUCACUCAGCAGCUGGAGCAGACGCACUGCAGCGAGGAGCAGCUGAGGACCACGCUGCACCAGCUACAGGAGAAGGUUUCCCACACAGAGACGCUGAGAGCUCAGCAGCAUGCUGAAGAGAUGAAGCAGCGCCAGGAAGGCGAGAACAAGGCGGCAGCUAUGAGGAGAGAGCUGGACCUCCAGAGAGCUUCAGCUUCCCAGCAGAAAGACAAAGUGCAGACGCUGUAUGAGCUUCUGGCCUCAAAGGAACAAGAGCACAGAAAACAGCUGGAGAUGCGGCUUCAGCCUGGAGGGGCGGAUUUUCGCGAGGCUGUGGCCAGAGAGGUUUCAUUAGCAGAACAAAACAAGGCCCAGAGGGAGGCGGAACUGCAGGAGAAGCUCGCGGAGAGCAGGAGAGAUUACGCUGCCUUGGAGGACGAGUUCCGUAUGGCGCUGAGAUUAGAAGCAGCUCGCUUUAAUGAGGUCAAAGAGGUUUGCGAUCAGAUGAGGACUGAGGUGUUGAGUCUCAGAGCGAGUCUCUCUCAGGCGCAGCAGAGGGAGAAGAAGUCUGCCUCUCUGGUCCAGGAGCUCAGCGCCAUGGUCAGGGAGCAGAAGAGCCGCAUUUCAGAGCUCAUCAAAGCCAAGAGAGAUGCUGUUGCUGAACUGAAGAAGCGUCUGCACUCCCUGGAAGCCGAGGUGGAGCAGGAUCAGCGUCUCAGCCUGCAGCUGGAGCUGCUCAAGAAAGACAAGGGUCGGCUUCUGGCUCAGCUCACUGCUCAAGAAUCUGUGAUCGACGGCCUCCGGGCAGAGAGGAAGAUCUGGGGCCAAGAACUCGCCCAGCAAGGCGCAUCGCUGGCUCAGGAUCGCGGCCGCCUGGAGGCCAGGAUCGAGGCGCUGACCACUGAGGUGGAGUCGCAGAGACAACAGCUGGAGAGGAAUGACGACGCUCUGAAGAUCAAGUCAAAGAUCAUCGAUGAUCAAACGGAAACUAUCAGGAAGCUCAAAGAGUCCAUGCAGGAGCGAGAAGAGCAGACCCGCAGGCUUCGAGAGGAGGCGGCCCAAGUCCGGAAAAGACACGAUGAGGAGACGGCUGAGCUUCAGGAGCAGGUGGAGCACCUGAGCCUGCGAAGGGAGCAACUGAACCAACAACUGGAGUUCAAGGAGGCGGAGCUAGAGGACGUGAAGCAACGAUAUAGUGACUCAAGGAAAAAAUGGCAGGAGAAGGGGGAACUGCUUGGGAAGCUGGAGAGCCAGGUGAAGCGCAUGAAGGAGAGCUUUGACUCCAAAGAGAUCCUGCUGCUGGAGGAGAGGAAUAGAGCGUCCGAGGCACACAAAGCUGCAGUAGAGAAGCUGCGCACCAUAGAUGAUGCUUUCCGGAGACAACUGGAGUCUGUCCAGGCUUCCCAUCACUCCGAGCUGCUGCAGGUGGCCCAGGACAAGCAGCAGCAAAUCGAACGGGCCAAUCAGAAGGUGCUGGAGGUGGAGGAGGAGAUGCGUCAGCUGCUGGAGGAGAUGGAAGCCAGCAAGAGGCUCAUGGAGGAGAAAAUGAAACGUCUCUCCAGCGCGCUGCAAGACUUUCACUCCUAAAUAUUGUUUCUUUUACAACUGAUCAUUUUUACCUUUGCCUUAAUUUAUUAUUGUGCCACAAUGCAGUCAUGAAAUAAAUUAUGAUAACUGCGAUGUUGUGUGAAAAGGUGGUGUUUAAGUAUCGUCACAAACAGUAAAUUUUAAUACAAGCACUUUAUUUACAUAGCUUUUUUUAAAUGAGGGUUCACAAGACAUUAGAAGUCGGUGACUUUAUUAUAUCUACCGUCUUACAGCAUCUUAUGGUUCUCCAUCGUUUUUCUAAUAUUUGUCUAACUCCUUCUUAAUCUCUUUUUUUACUCACCUUAAUGU
Molecule: messenger RNA, 3639 nt
Organism: Synchiropus splendidus (mandarinfish)
Lineage: Eukaryota; Metazoa; Chordata; Actinopteri; Syngnathiformes; Callionymidae
Gene: lrrcc1
Product: leucine rich repeat and coiled-coil centrosomal protein 1
Exons: 20
Coding region: 316-3330 (1004 amino acids)
Cellular component (GO): centrosome; cytoplasm
Molecular function (GO): protein binding
Source: RefSeq, a predicted model, not a curated record